AUGGGCAAAACUUGGCAUGAUUCAUGGGUGCAACAGCUUUUUCGGGCCUGCUCAACCUCGUGGUCUCCGUUUGGGAUUGAAUCCAAAGCUGACCCCCCUAUGAAAUACAAAAGCAUGACGGUGUUGAACCAUGAGGUAGCGGCUAGGAUUCCUGACAUAUCAAAGAUACCAAGUGGGCAGCUCUUGGGUUUUCAUUCCAAUGACCAAGGUGUUCUUCCUCCUCCUAGUAGCCCUUAUAGUCGUGGCUGCCUACCGAUCAAAAGAUGUCGUCGAGGUGGUCCUGUUGCUCCCCCUGGUCCUGAGAUCGAAGCUAAAGCUCACUAG
Prunus armeniaca (apricot) is the source of this 324-nucleotide messenger RNA. The record is from the annotation of a GenBank genome assembly. NCBI's taxonomy places the organism in Eukaryota, Viridiplantae, Streptophyta, Magnoliopsida, Rosales, Rosaceae.